GCCGCGGGCGGAGCAGAGCCGGGGCUGGCGGGGGCAGCGCGGCGCGGGCGGCGGAGCGGCGGGAUGCGGCAGGGCCGGGCCGCAGGGCUGGCGGGGCUGGCCGCGGUGCUCCUGGUGGCUGCAGGCAGAGCCCAGGUGCAGCAGGAGCCACGGGCAGAGACCAGAGAUGGCACCGGCAUCAACAUCACCUGCUCACACCCCAACAUCCAGUCAAACGACUACAUCUAUUGGUACCGUCAUCUCCCGGGCCGAGGCCCCGCAUUCCUCGUGUGGGCUUUAACUGGGUCCCAAGAUGUGACGGACCCGGCAGGGCAGCUAUCGGUGGCAGCAGACCGCCGGUCCAGCGCCCUGUGGCUCGCCCAGCCCCGGCUUCGGGACGCGGCGGUGUAUUACUGCGCCCUGAGAGCCACGGGGAGAGGAGCCGGGGCUGCGGCCGGGCAGGAACCGUGGCGGGCGGGGCCGGGCGUGUGUGGCGGGGGCGAGGCAGGGGCACAGCCCCCAGGGAGCGCUGCCGCUCCGCCCGCCGGGACCACCUCGCCCCGCAGCCCCGGGGGGGCACGCGCCAGCCCGGCCCCUCCAAGGCACUUCAGUUCUGCUGAAAGGGUCUGGAGCCUGGGUGCACCUGAACGGAGAUGGCACCAGCCUGGCAGAGACGUGUCCAGGGAAGAGGCACUGAAACACAGCUCCUUUCUCCUGAGCCCUCCUUUUCCUCACGCUGCAACAAUCACCCUCUGGUACUGCAGAAUUCAGGCCUCAGCAAGGACCGUAUCAGGACAGUUUGGGUCCUUGGUUUAAUUCAGGGUAACAGUGUUAGGAGUGCCUCAGCGUGGCUGUCCAUCGACCACCUUGGGAUGUAUAGGAGAAGCAGACUGCUGUGAGGCUCCUGCUAGUGCCUGUCAGUGAGGGAUUUCCACCCCUGGACACUGCCAGGUCCUCCUGGGAGUCAGUGCUGGAGCCAGGCCCAUCUCCUCACACCUGUCUAUAAAGGCCUGCCAGCAUUGUCUCAGAAAUGAAUCGCAGAGGGGACAGAUUCCCAUCCAGCCCACGUCAGGCUGGUUCUCCUGAAGGCAAAGGGGCGGCUGUUGCUCCUCCAUGUAUGGGAUUUCACAGCAAAGGGGUUUGCUCAGCUUAGUGGGUGUCUCAUUGUCCUGGUUUCAGGUAGGACAGAGUUAAUUUUCCUCCUAGUAGCUGGCAGGGUGCUAUGUUUUGGAUUAGAAUGAGAAGAGUGCUGAUAACAUGCUGAUGUUUUAAUUGUUGUAGAGCAGUGCUUACACCAAGCCAAGGACUUUUCAGCUUCUCGCUCUGUCCUGCUAGCGAGCAGGCUAGGGAUGCAGCAGGAGCUGGGAGGGGACAGACACAGGACAGCUGACCCAAACUGGCCAAAGGGGUAUUCCAUACCAUCUGACGUCAUGCUGAACAAUAUAUAUAGGGGUGGCUAGCCGGGGUGGGGGGCCAGCUGCUCGGGGAUAGGCUGGGCAUCUGUCAACGGGUGGUGAGCAAUUACAUUGUGCAUCACUUAUUUCGUACACGUU
Cygnus atratus (black swan) is the source of this 1532-nucleotide messenger RNA. RefSeq lists its product as uncharacterized. Lineage: Eukaryota; Metazoa; Chordata; Aves; Anseriformes; Anatidae. The transcript is spliced from 2 exons. The coding region runs from base 64 to 795 and encodes 243 amino acids. The record is from RefSeq and is a predicted model, not a curated record. Gene Ontology annotation, biological process: response to bacterium.